Pseudogymnoascus destructans is the source of this 1439-nucleotide messenger RNA. RefSeq lists its product as uncharacterized. NCBI's taxonomy places the organism in Eukaryota, Fungi, Ascomycota, Leotiomycetes, Thelebolales, Thelebolaceae. Gene Ontology annotation, molecular function: oxidoreductase activity, acting on the CH-OH group of donors, NAD or NADP as acceptor; NAD binding. The record is from RefSeq and is a predicted model, not a curated record. The coding region runs from base 291 to 1376 and encodes 361 amino acids. The transcript has a single exon.
GGAUGACAAUGCUACCCCCACUCACGAUGUGAUCUCCAGGCGGUGAAUACAACCUCAUUAUCUGGUGUACGAGAAGGAUAUAUGAUCAAUCGCGUUUUGCGGCUUUCGAGUGCGAAUAUGGCAUUAGAAACGUUCGGGUUAUCCGAUAUCGUCUUGAGAUUGACUACUCCGCCAUUCACGCCGAUGAAGAAUCUAUUGAUCUCAACUUCUAUCAAACUACGAAGAGCCAAAUCUAUAAUUCUCAAUUCUAAUUCUCUUCGCCCCGCAUCUUUCUCUCCGUCACCAGCUCAAUGGCACCCAUCAAAGUCGCCGUCCUGGACGACUACCACAAGAUCUCCUCCGAGUUUCUGGCCAAACUCCCCUCAUCCGCUUUCGAAAUAACCUACUUCCCCUCCACCCUCCCCUCCUACGCCCACCCCUCCACCGCCACCUCCAGCAAAGCCGAGCUCGUCGCCCGCCUCGCCCCCUUCGAAAUCAUAUCCACAAUCCGCGAACGCACCCCCUUCCCCGGCGCCCUCCUCGAGCAGCUCCCAAACCUCAAGCUCCUCCAGACCACCAGCACCCGCAACCUCGCUAUCGACCUCGAUGCAGCACGCUGCCUCGGUAUCGCCGUCGUCGGCACGUCAUUUUGUGGCAAGCCUGCUGAUGCACCACCCGGGCCGGAUAGUACUACGCAGCACACUAUCGCUCUCAUCCUCGCCCUUGCGCGCAACAUUCCUGCCGAUGACUUAGCCGUCAAGACAGGCGCAUGGCAGACCACUCUCGCCCUGCCUCUGGCAGGGAGAACAGUCGGUAUCGUAGGCCUCGGCCGCCUCGGUAUUGCCGUAGCUUCUAUCCUGUAUCGCGCAUUCGGGAUGUGCGUGGUAGCCUGGAGCUCUAGUCUGACUCAGGAGGCAGCAGAUGAGAAAGCCGCUGCUGAAGGCUUGCUCAUCGAGAGUGCGUGGGGCAAGACGUUCGAGGUUGUGACGAAAGAGGAGCUGUUCCGCCGCGCGGACGUGGUUAGUGUGCAUUAUGUCCUCUCGGAGCGUUCGCGUGGGGUGGUUGGGCGCGCGGAGCUGGCACUAUUGAAGCCAUCUUCGCUUCUGGUUAAUACCUCGCGCGGUCCGCUCGUUGACGAGGAGGCGCUGCUGGAGGUGCUGAAGGAAGGCAAGAUUGGAGGGGCGGCGCUGGAUGUGUAUGAGCUUGAGCCACUACCGAAGGAGAGCGAGUGGCGUAGUGAGAAGUGGGGGAAGGAGGGGAGGAGCAGGCUCGUGCUCACACCGCAUAUGGGGUAUGUUGAGGAAGGGACGCUGAGACCGUGGGCGGAGGAGGCUGUGCGGAAUAUAGAGAAGUGGGGGAAAGGCGGAGGAGGGGAACUGACUACGUUGUCGGGGUAAUGAGUGCGGUUGCAGCUCUGUGCGUGUAUCGUAGGCCGGCUGUAUGAUAAAUCGAUGAGGGUG